Molecule: messenger RNA, 663 nt
Organism: Wasmannia auropunctata (little fire ant)
Lineage: Eukaryota; Metazoa; Arthropoda; Insecta; Hymenoptera; Formicidae
Exons: 4
Coding region: 1-663 (220 amino acids)
Source: RefSeq, a predicted model, not a curated record
AUGGUGUGGUUACUCACUGAUAUUGAUGUGGUACUAUUUGUGGAACGUGGGAUACGCGGCGGUUUGAGUCAGUGUUCCAGUAGGUAUGCGCAAGCUAAUAAUAAAUAUAUUUCAUCGUACGAUCCGUCGAUACCGUCUUCAUAUCUAAUGUACUUUGACAUAAAUAAUCUUUAUGGUUGGGCAAUGAGUGAACCGUUACCGUACGCGGGUUUUGCAUGGGUCAAGAACGUCGAUUGUCUCGACGCGAUAUUAUCUGUACCAUCAAAAUCAAAUCUUGGUUACAUUGUGGAGGUCGAUCUUGAGUAUUCGCCCGAUUUACACGAUAUUCACGCGGAUCUUCCGUUUUGUCCGACGCGAAGUAGACCGCCGGGAAAACGAAGUGAAAAACUUCUCGCCACACUUUAUAAUAAGGAACGUUAUGUGCGCUAUGUGCUUCAACAAUUCGAUUUACUGCCGCUUCUCAAGAUGCGAGAAACUCUCCAUAUAGCGGCACAAUUCAAAUUCAACGUUAAACAAAAUAAAAAAGCAAGUCAUUUAGUUAUAAAUAAUAUCGCAGAAAGUCUCGGCUUGUCAAACCCGAAUACAUUGACGGAUAAGUUAAGCAGUGAAGAGACUUUCCAUUGGAGUGGAAAUGAUCGUCAAGCCACCUAUUUUGUUUAUUAG